Mauremys reevesii (Reeves's turtle) is the source of this 2182-nucleotide messenger RNA. RefSeq names its product ankyrin repeat family A member 2 (gene ANKRA2). Gene Ontology annotation, molecular function: protein binding. Gene Ontology annotation, cellular component: ciliary inversin compartment; nucleus. Bases 273 to 1271 code for a protein of 332 amino acids. NCBI's taxonomy places the organism in Eukaryota, Metazoa, Chordata, Testudines, Geoemydidae. The record is from RefSeq and is a predicted model, not a curated record. The transcript has 10 exons. Gene Ontology annotation, biological process: protein localization to ciliary inversin compartment; regulation of gene expression.
GUUAUUGGUAACGUAAAUGAGAACUCUCUUCCGGGACGCGCGCGCCCGUGAGGCUGGAAGACACUUCAUUGCUCCGGAUCCUGUAAACAGAGAGGAAGUGACGUUCCGGAGAACAAUAACAACAACGCCAGUAACAAUACGGAGGAGCCGCGGCAGAUUGUUCUGAAGUCCAGAUCUCUUCAAAGACUGCUUGACUGGUUGGAAAUUAUGCUAGUAAACCACUACCAACUGGAAACCAUGAAGCAACAUUUUACAUAAUUGAGAUUGAAAUUAUGGCAUCUUCAACAAAUCUAGAUGUUGGGGCACAGAUAAUUGUGGAAGAGUGCACCAGCAGCUAUAGUCUGUCUCACAUGCCAGACAUUAAAGUAGAGCAUCAGCUUGACUCCACCACUGAAGAAGGCCCAGCUCAGAGUGUCGCCAUGGGAAUGAAAUUCAUUUUGCCUAAUAGAUUUGAUAUGAAUGUCUGUUCUCGGUUUGUGAAGUCAUUGAAUGAAGAAGAUAGUAAAAAUAUUCAAGACCAGGUCAACUCUGACCUUGAAGUGGCAUCUGUCUUAUUUAAAGCUGAAUGCAACAUCCAUACUUCCCCUUCUCCUGGAAUUCAAGUAAGACAUGUCUACACCCCAUCAACAACUAAACAUUUUUCGCCCAUAAAACAGUCAACUACUUUAACUAACAAACAUAGGGGAAAUGAGGUCUCUACAACACCUCUCCUUGUAAAUUCUCUGUCAGUUCACCAGCUGGCUGCUCAAGGGGAAAUGCUUUAUUUGGCCACACGUAUUGAACAAGAAAAUGUAAUCAACCAUAAAGAUGAAGAAGGUUUUACCCCUCUGAUGUGGGCCGCAGCGCAUGGGCAGAUAGCAGUGGUAGAGUUUCUGCUUCAGAAUGGUGCAGAUGCUCAGAUUUUGGGGAAAGGGCGAGAAAGUGCACUCUCAUUGGCCUGUAGUAAGGGAUACACAGAUAUUGUCAAAAUGCUGCUUGAUUGUGGAGUUGAUGUAAACGAGUAUGACUGGAAUGGAGGGACACCUCUUCUAUAUGCAGUACAUGGAAACCAUGUGAAAUGUGUAAAAAUUCUCUUAGAAAAUGGUGCUGAUCCAACUAUUGAGACAGAUUCUGGCUAUAAUUCCAUGGAUUUGGCUGUGGCUUUAGGCCAUCGGAGCGGAUUGCUUUCAUUUUUGGACAAGCAUGUUGGAAGCAGUAUCAUCACCAAUGAAAGAUGCAGUCAAACAGAGUUUAUCCACAAUUUCAGGAGGAUGGAAACAAGAAAAGGCUGAUCAUGUGAUGACUGCUCCAGUCCUUCACUCCUACACCAGAAAGAUGGUUAGCAUUCCAGCACAGUUUCCCUGACCAUUGUGGACAGCAAUUUUUUCUCCAAACAAUGGUAUAAAACCAUGGAGUGUAGACAUAGCCUGGUAAUGGACAGAUCUUCAUUAGUAUUGUUAUAGCAGUUCCGCUUGCAUGCACCUCCUGCUGUGCAACAUGUAUGCUUUCAGGAAGUAUACUGCAAUGUCUGGCAACGAAUGUAUCAACUGGGUGAAUUAAGAAUCCAGUCACUUGGAACGUUAAAGAUCAAAGAUAUUGUUAGGGGUUAUUCCCAGGGAAGAUGUCUGAAUAGAUCUCUCAGUUGAGGUUGAUUUAUCACCAAAUGAAGCUAGCAGUUCUUUAGGCGUACAGGACUGAAGGGCACAUCCGUCUUCAACAGACAAGCACUGAUGAAGUCAACCAUGCACACAAGAGAAUUAGAGGAUCUGGGGAGAGCAGCAAAACUAGGUGGAAAGAAGGAAACAGUCUGGAACACAAAGUGGCCACAGCAGCAAGAGGGCCAGGAAGGUGAAUUGCAGCAGUUUAUCCACACACAGGUAUUUGUAUGGGUUUUGUGAAUUUCCUGCUGAAGGAGGCUAAGUAAUCCUGGGUACCCCAAAGAAAUUCUGAACUGUUAGAAAUCCAACAAGCAGCACUGCUUGUAUUGGUGGUAAGUUACUUGGACUCAUUUGUUCUGUGGAGCAGCUGCAUGAAAGGGUGGCGAAUACAGCUGGAUGACAGAUCUUUUCUUAGCCAGCACAAUUUUAUGAUAUGUUAGCAGUUUUAUUUCUCUGAUACAAAAUGUGCCCUUAGGGCUGGCAUUCUCUUCACAUACUGUAUCUUUGAAAUCCAGUUAUUUUCUUGCACGCAUCCUGGGAUAAUA